Cinara cedri is the source of this 739-nucleotide messenger RNA. The record is from the annotation of a GenBank genome assembly. Lineage: Eukaryota; Metazoa; Arthropoda; Insecta; Hemiptera; Aphididae.
AUGAGCAUAAAAUCUUUUGACGAUCUUGCUGAAAAAAACACGAUGCAGAAUAAGUCUCAAGACACUCAUAUGAGAUUGUCUAUACCUCCACUGAAAAUGUUAGCAGUUACUCUGAGGUAAGUAAAUUUAGUAAAAUUCUAUUUUGAUUAUUUAUUAUAAAUAAGGUAUAGCAGUAAGUAAUAUCAGACAUGGAAGAUGAUGAUGAUGGAGAUAUGGGGUUAAAAUGUCUAGGACUUUGUGAUUGAGUUAAUGUAGUAUGUGAUGGACGCAUUGGAAAAUGUGUGGAAGAUUGGUGAAAUUGAGGUCGAUUUGAGUAUGAUAAUAGGACACAAAGGACCACCGGAUAACGUGCGUUGAAUUUAUAGUAUGUAAUAUUAGGAUAUUCAUAAUUCUGUAGAGGUGGUGGAUUCCUCAUUCGUUUUAUAAUGUGUUCAAAACUUCACAACGAAAUUCUUAUUUCUCAUCUUCCGUGAAAUUGUUGAUGUAUGGAAGAAUACUUUCAAAAAAGGAUCUGUCUGGAUUUGUUUCUGGAAUGGCCAAUAUUAUAGUCGAAGAUGGAAUAGGAGCAUUUAUAAAAUCGAUUAAAGAAGUCUCUGAUUUUGCACGUUUACGCUUUCUUGUAGAGUUUUGUGUAUAUAGAGGAGGAGUUUUAGUACCAUCAAGAUCUAAUGGUACUUAUUCAGAUUGGUCCAAAUCUUCCUAUUCGUCAUUUAGCACGUUAAACGCCGACGACGAUUAG